AUGGACGAACUAAGCGAUUUUCACUUCUCAACCUUCAAUGACUUGCUGCACAGCGUCUUCCCGCCCUGCUGGAGGAUGAGCCGCCCCGCGAGCUCGACAUCGUUACCGGCCGAACUGCCACCACCGCCAGUUUACGUCAUGCGGCGCUCUCCUGGCGAGAAACUCCCCGAGCAUCCCUUGGCGUUUGCAGUUUGCGAUCCAACCAUCAUCGAUCGAGCACUGUCCACGCUUGAAAGCGGCCUGGUCAGAGAGGGUAUUGCGCGAGCGACCACUUUACCGAGUGCAUCCACGAGCAGUGUCCGCGAAUAUCGCAACCACAUACUCGACCCUCAACAAUCGCGUCGAGGUUACGGGGGGGACUUGAGCGGUAUUCUGAAACUCGUGGUCAAGCCAAUCCUGCAGGAGUUCCUCGGCAAUUCCACGCUGGUCGUGAAUUCAUCCCUGACGGAUUGCAUCGGUCAACCAGCAGAGGAAGCUUGGAACGUUGGCGUCGGCAAGUACAAUCGAGAGGGCGAGUGGCCCGUCUUGGAGAGUUCUGUCAACCUGAUCGUCGAAUCAACAAGGGUUGAAGCGCUGAGGCCACUCUAUGGGCGCGAGCGAAUCGCGAACACUGGUGAGGGAGCAAGAUCGCCUGUUGGUCCCGACGACUGGGAGCCCAUCGACAUGCGCAUUGUCGAUGCUGAGGGCCAAGACCAGACGCUGGAAGGAGUUUCGGCGAUGAUGGCACAAGUAGGCGAGAACGGGCGCGAGAGCAGGGGCAACUGGUGUACGUUUCACUCACUAACCGCCCUCGCCAACGUUCGUCAUGUUCUGGUAGAUGUCACUACAUAUCCUGUCCGCUGCUGUCGGACGCUUCGGCCUGUUUUACGCGACCCCCUACUUCGUUCUUGCUGAGCUUGGUCAGCCCCGCUUCCUGGCCUCUUCGGACCGGCCAGAGUUUGUUCACAAGAGGCCUCCGACGAGCGCUUAGCUGAUCUUGAACGAGCUCUGCCGCGGCCAGUGGUCAUCGAUGGGCAAACGUUCCUCUUGUACGGCGCCUUGGACUCGUUCGUUCUCCGGCCAGAUGACCCGGUUGCGGUCAGCCGACCGUUCCUCGCUGUACUCGUCGCGCUCCUGCUCUCUUGCCACCCAAGUUUCGCCGUCCCCGGCCCUUCCGAAGCCAUCACGCAGAGGAUCCGCGAUCACGCUCGAGGGCGAGACUACCCUCACCCUCGAACUCUGGACGGAUGCGGGCCGCUCCAAGACGAAGCCGAUCCCGUCGACCGGCCAGCUUCCGAACACUCGGAGAUGGACCCGGGCAACGCGUCGCUGCCAUUCUUAAAUGGGAGUGUCACCUCGGUCUCGCUGCGACACAUCCCAAAGGGAUCGGUGAGUUCGCCAGGAAGGGCGGGCGCCGCGUUCGCUGGGUCCUGACUAGGCUGGCAAGGCUUGUAACAGAUCAUCUGCGACGCGGAAGGCUUCGCCGAAUCACGCAUGCUCGCUUCCCCGGUUGAGCUCGACUGCAGCGACGUAAGCCAUCUCAACAUCUACGGGAGACUGUUCUUUGAAGAUGCUCCCUAAGUACGAUGUUGAACUGUUUGCAGAUCAAGCUAUUCUUGUCCGGCGAUGAUGAUGAUUGGCCAGGUCAAGCCGUACCGGUACCCUGGAACAGGACCGCACCUGUGCCGCUCGAACUUCGACUUGACCUGCUCCAACGAAUUGGGCACGGUCGCACUAGUACGGUGUGGUCCGCUCGAUGGACUCCAAUCGGCGCUGCUGCUGCUCACGCCACCAGUCCUCGAAGCGGAGCAACGAAUGCUCCAGAAGCUCGGCUCGUGGCCAAGGUCGUCUUGGACAAAUACGCCCCCUCGAUUGCUCGCGAGUACUUUGUCUACACCCAUAUCGUGCCCUCGCUCCCUCUGGCCACGCAGGCCUUCUUCCCCAAGUUCCACGGGCUCUACAGGAGCGGGCCGGCGGGAACUGCUUACAUCUUUGUGUUCGACCACGCUGGCGAACAACUGAGAAAGAUCGAAUGGGAGGCUGAUGCAGAACUGAAAGCCGAGACCGAGUGAGUGAGACAGUGUUGCGUUUUCGACCGACCGUUUCUGCAUCUGAUCUGCGCACAUCUUGGCUUCGUCCUGCUCGUGCUCAGCGCUGCGUUCGCACAGGUCGCCUCCGCAGGGCUCUACCAUGGAGAUGAGCGAGCAGCAAACAUCCUUCGCCGCCCGGACGGCUCGCUUGCUUUGAUCGAUUGGGGUGAGGCAAGGCUGCCAUCGCCUAAUCGGUAUCGUCCACGUCGAUUGAGAACAGUCAAGGCGACUGCUCCAGGUGGGGAAUGA
Molecule: messenger RNA, 2318 nt
Organism: Microbotryum saponariae
Lineage: Eukaryota; Fungi; Basidiomycota; Microbotryomycetes; Microbotryales; Microbotryaceae
Source: the annotation of a GenBank genome assembly